GGCUGCGUUUUCAUUAGAGUAAUGUCCAAAGAAGCUCCGGAAUUAUGUAAGCGUGACGUGCUGUCAUCCUCUUUGUCGGCCGGCCCACUGCCUGGCAGGAACGUGGCCGUUUUUGUUUUCCUUUUUAUCCUCACUCGCUCAGGGAAGCCAAAAGGACAUCUGUCGGGGUCGGCGGUUGGGAGCAGGACUCGUAGUAGCUCCGCCGCAGGGACCUCGCCGCUCCGGGGGCAAAAGCUGUGGCAUCGUUGUCAUGGAGAGGACAAGUUUGUAGGCUUUCUGCUGCAGAAGAAGAGAAGAGCAGACGUGGAGAAGACGAGCGAUGGAGGAAGUGUAGCAGCAGUCAGAGCAGUGUGUUGUGUGUGUGUGUGUGAGGCUGUCGCCGUUUAAAGAAUUUGAAGAUGAAAUUUAAGAAGUUCAUCACGAUCAUGCAGGCAGCCAUAGGGAUUGUUCCCCUGAACAAACGGGAGCUUCUGCCACCCGGCAGGAAACUGUGGAGACCCCAGGGGGACCAGCCUGGCUCUGACCAGACCAGCACUGACCUGCUCAAGUCCAACCGCAAGUUCCGCUGGUCCAGAGAAGCCCAGUACUUGUAUCUCCGCCGCCUCUCCUCACGCAGCUAUUCGGCUAUUAUGAUGAACCCGGUCAUGGAGGAGACCGUGUGGGAGCAGUACACCGUGACCUUGCAGAGGGAUCCGAAGAUGGGCUUUGGCAUCGCAGUGUCAGGGGGGCGGGACAACCCGAACGAAGAAAGUGGCGAGACCUCCAUUGUGGUGUCCGACGUCCUGCAAGGAGGACCUGCUGAUGGCUUGUUGUUUGAGAAUGACCGAGUGGUGCAGGUGAACGCCAUCCCCAUGGACGGGGCCAUCCACUCCUUCGCUGUCCAGACCCUCAGGAAGUGUGGCAAAGUAGCAAAGAUUACAGUCAAGAGGCCCAGGAAGGUUCCAGUCAAUCUAUUGAACCGUCCCCCGUCACCUGAUGACCGAGUCUUCAACAACGACUACAAUGACGAUUACUACGAGCAGGACCGCCGUAGUAUGUACAGCAGCCGGAGUGGAGGUGGGCGGGACCACAGCCUGGAGAGGGAGCGAGGCGGGGGAGGCUACAUGGAUUCUGGCUACCAAACACGUGAGCGUGACUACGACAGGGACUAUGACCGGCGGGAACGUGGUAGAGGCACAGAGAGAGACCUGAGCCCGGACCGGCAGUACAAGAGAGAUGGCAGCAGAGGUCGCACUUUGGACCGAGAACGCAGCCCGGAUCGCCCCUACAAGGGGGACCACAUGCCCGUGCGCGACUACAGCCCGGACAGGAGGUACCGCAGCGAGCACGCGUUAGACAGAGACCACAGUCCCGACCGGCGCUACCGCAGCGAGCGAACGUUGGACCGCACCGACAGCCCAGACCUGCGCUACACACGUGACAGCCCUGCACGAGGCCGCGGCCGCGACCGCAGCUUCGAACGAGGACGGGAACCCAUUCCCAGUGACCUGAGGAAGUACGAGGAGCCGCCAAAGCGGAGUGGGAGUAGAGACCGUCUGGAGCGCUCCCCGUCACCUGUCGCCAUGCCCAUCCCUCUGCCCCGCCCCACCCGGGACCUGGAGCCACUAGAGAAACCCAUGAAUGUGCUGCUGCUGAAGAACCGGCCAAACGAAGAGUAUGGCCUUCGUCUUGGCAGUCAGCUCUUCAUCAAAGAGAUGACCAGCACAGGACUCGCCAGCAGAGAUGGGAACCUGCAGGAAGGGGACAUUAUUUUAAAGAUUAACGGUACGGUGACAGAAAACCUGUCACUCAGCGACGCAGGGAAGCUGAUCGAGAAGUCCCGCGGGAAGCUGCAGCUGGUGGUGCAGAGAGACAAACGGCAGGUGCUGAUCCGAGUCCCCCCAAUGGCGGACAGCGACUCGGAAAUCGAUGAUAUCUCCGAGAUUGAGUCGUACCGCUCCUACUCUCCACAGGAUGACCGGCGGGGCCACCACUCCGACCUCUCCUCCCACUCCUCCAAUGAGAGGCUAAGAGAGAAGCCCAGAGAGGACCCACCCAACAGACUGGCAAAAAUGGGCGCCAUGCCAACACCAUUCAGAAUUCCAGACAGGGCUGUAGAAGACAUGCCCCCUUUGUCGGCAGAGAGGGAGGAGCCCCGACCAGAAACGCCACCAGUACUAGCAGCCACUGUAGUCCCAAGGGUUCAUGCUCCUCCUAAGGUGCCCCUAAAGCCAAGCAUAGAGGACCUGGAAGUGUAUGGGCCAAACACAGUGAUGGUGCGUUUCCAGAAAGGUGACAGUGUGGGUAUGAGACUGGCAGGGGGAAAUGAUGUUGGCAUCUUCAUUGCUGGUGUUCAGGAGGACAGCGCAGCUGAGCAGGAGGGUCUCCGCACAGGAGAUCAGAUCAUGAAGGUGAACAACAUGGACUUCAGAGGCAUGGUGCGUGAGGAUGCUGUCCUCUACCUCCUGGAGAUUCCCAAAGGAGAAGAUAUAACCAUUCUUGCUCAAAGCAAACCUGAAGUGUACAAGGACAUUUUAGCAUCUGGCAGAGGUGACUCUUUCUUCAUCAGGACCCACUUUGAGUAUGAGAAGGAGUCCCCUCAGAGCCUUCCUUUCACCAGAGGAGAGAUCUUCAAAGUGACGGACACACUUUAUGAUGGCAAACUGGGCAACUGGCUCGCAAUCCGCUCUGACAAAGACAACCAGCUGCGGGAGAAAGGAAUCAUCCCCAACAAGAGCAGAGCAGAACAAAUGUCCAAUGUCCAGAAUGCUGCUCGGGUAGCGUCAGGCAACGACAGAGGAGACUUCUGGAGGCUGAGAGGUCAAAGGGCGGCGAAGAAGAAAGACUUGCGCAAGAGCCGAGAGGACCUGAGCGCAGCUCCAGUUACCACAAAAUUCCCUGCAUACGAGAGAGUGGUCUUGCGCGAAGCUGGUUUCAGGAGACCAGUGGUUAUAUUUGGGCCCAUUUCCGAUGCUGUGAAUGAAAAACUGGCCAAUGACAUGCCGAGCGAGUUUGUAGUCGCCAAAACGGAGCCCAAGGAUGCAGGAAGUGAGAAAUCCUCCGGAGUGGUGAGACUGAACACCAUCAGACAAAUCAUUGAACAGGACCGCCAUGCUCUGCUUGAUGUGACUCCCAAAGCUGUGGACACCCUGAACUACACCCAGUGGUAUCCCAUCGUCCUCUUCCUGAACCCAGACAGCAAGCAAGGCGUCAAGACCAUGAGGAGCCGCCUCGUACCCGGAUCGACCCGCAGCGCACGCAAACUGUAUGAGCAGGCCGUCAAGCUGAGGAAGGCCUGCUCACACCUGUUCACUGCGACUAUCGAUCUGAACUCGGCCAAUGACGCAUGGUACGGCAGCGUGAAAGAUUCCAUUCAGGAGCAGCAGGACAGAGCUGUGUGGGUGUGUGAGGGCAAGUUGGACGGUUCAGACGAGGACCUGGAUCUCCAGGACGACCGCAUGUCCUACCUGUCGGCAAUGAGCGCAGACUACCUGAGCAUGGACAGCCGCCUAGCCAGCGACUACGAGGACACAGCGGACGAGGGCGGGGCUUACACGGACAACGAGCUGGACGAGACACUGGACGAGCCCCAGCCGGUGUCGGCCAUCAGUCGAUCAUCGGAGCCCGUGCUGCCAGAGGAGAAGCCUCACCCUGAACCCCGGGCUCGUAUGAGGAGGGCAGGGAGCAGAGAGGUGCUGAACAGAGAGCCCAGCCCUCCUCCUCCUUUUACCCCCGAACCUCCGAAGGUGCGGGUUCAGAAUCGGACUGAGUCCUCGCGCAGCUACGACUCGCACUCCAGCAGCACCAUCAGCAGCGAUGCAGCCGGCGUGAACAAGCCGCUCCCCCCUCCUGUGGCCCUCAAGCCCACCAUCCCCCGUCUGAACCAGCCGUCGGUGGCGAAGGGGCCGGGGGAGGAGGACCCCGCCAACACAUCCUUCCUCGGCAAGCAAAUGGGUGACCAGAUUAAAGCUUUUGAGAAGAUGGACCACCUGGCCCGAGCUCAGAGGAUGCUGGAGCUGCAAGAAGCAGAAAAUGCUCGAUUGGAAAUCGCCCAGAAGCAUCCAGACAUCUACGCCAUCCCAGUGAAACUGCCAAAACCCAACCUCAACCGUCCUCAGCCAAUAGGUUCCAGCUCCAACCCCGAGCAGCAGCCUCCCUUCAGACCGUACUCGGAGUCCAGAGGAUACGAGGACGACGAGGCCGACUACCGCAGGCAGCUGGCCGACCAGACCAAGAAAGGAUACUACAAUCCUCAGAAAUACAAAGACACUGAGCUGUAGGCUGAGAAACCAGGAAGUGACAUCAUCAGCUCAUCUGGACUCCUCCCUCCAUUAAUUGCCGUGGUAACCGCUCAUGCAGCACAACCUUGAUGUAAACUCUCAGAACUUUGUUUGAGGUCCAUUGUAACACUAAUUUCAGACACUUUUCAAUACACAAACACAAUAUUCUUACAAAGAGCGUAUUUUGGCAAACAAAAAAAUGAACUGAUGAAUCUGUUGAUAUUUCAGUGUAUUUUUUUUUAAGUGUCUGAAGGUUUUAUUCCCCCCCCCCCAGCCCCAGUUUGGCUCUCAUGUAUUAUUACUAUUGCAUUAGAGUCACCGAGACAAGUUAAAAGAUUAAUACCUCACAAUUCUUUUAAACACCCAGAAGGUUGUUAAACUACACUUUUUAGUUUUGAAGGUAUUUCCAGAAUGCUUAAAGACUCUUCUAACCAAUGACUAUUAUAUUUAACUCCCUUCUAACCGAGGUGGCUCCUGUUUUUUAGAAAACUAUGGACCUUAACAACAUUUAAGCAAUAGCUCAUGACAAGCGGCUGCGUUGAGCCGAACAACGCCCCUUAGCUGCGUUAUAAUCAUGUCUUGCAACCUUAAGUGGGCUACUGCUUUCAUAAAACUGUCUUCAAGUAUGGCAAUAUGAAAUUAAGUCACAUUCCAAUUUAAAUAGAUUUUCAAAUAUUUUCAAAAUAAAAUAGGCCCUCCUGGGCCGGCUGGCUGCACAUACCAAGGCGGUUGCUACGGAACACAGCACAGGUAACGUUAGCCUACAUUAGCAGCUAGCACAGACGAUUUAUUUUGCUUAACGCUAAAGAAAGGCACUCAACACAAACUAACCUAUCGAGACAGCAGUAGACCAGCGACUAACCAAUCAAGGCAGCGGUAGAACAGGAACUCCGGUGGCUUUGAAGAGAGCAUAGAUAACUGCUUCAGUUCUUGAUUUAAACCACCCAUUUUAUAUUUACAAAUAUAAAACUUGUAAUAUUGAGGAAGGCCACGUGGCCAACUACCAUCUUUGUUUUGAUCAGGGAAGUCUUUUAGGAGUCUGGAAAGAACUAGAACAUCAGUAGGUCAUGUUGGACAACCUUGGGUUUGUAAAAGAUAUUUUUCAGAAAAGUCCCUUACCUCUAUUACUGGACCAUAAUAGCAAGGCCGAAACUGGAGUUAACUGUAGCCUAUGUACAGUGUCUACGUUUUACUUCCUAUUUAGUGCAUUUUUUUUGUAUGCCACCAACUUUCUAACCCUUCACACUGAACUAGCUUGUUUUUGGCGCACACACACACGAACAGUGUGUCAGUUUGGUUUAUACACGUCAGCAGCUGCUUUGAUGUCAAAUAGGUGUUGGUCUUCCUCUUCUUGUUACUGUCCUGCCAUGUCAAGAUUUAUUGUACCUCUCUACAUUCCUGAUCGAACAUUUGUAUAUAUCUAUACACACACUACACUAUGUAAUAUGUGUGCAUUCUGGGAAGUGGCAUAUUUUCAAGUGCCUUGUAGCUCUGAUGUUAGCUUGGGGGGGGAGAAAUCAACAGCACACGGUUCUUAAAUUGACAAAACAAACUCAUACAUGCACCAUCUUUUUCUUAUACUUCUGAGUUAAAAAAACAACAUACGGAAGUUACAAUGACAAGCUAACAUGUCUUUUAGUAAAUACAGUGCACUUCCAUAAAUUAGGGAGGUUGUGCAUUAAAGCAUUUCUGUAUAUAGAUCAGCUGGAAGAGGUAAAUGACGUCAGACUUUACUGUUAGAAUAUAAUCAUGUACGGAACAUUCAGACGAUGGUGUGAAGAAUUACUAAGAGGUGCAGCACAGCUGAGGCCGAUGUGUGGGUUUGUCUUUACGAGCUGCUUGCCACCAGAGACAAUCACAUUGUGGUGGCAUAUGUUUUUAUAUUAAAUAUACAUAAACUCCGUCAAGUCUUUGUACACAGGAGCAUCUGGAAUGUGGUGAUGACAAUCAUUGAUCCAUGUCUUUUAAAUGUCUGUUAGUUUGUUAAUUUUCUCUUUUUUUUAGUUUGUGAUCUCCUUAGUGUUGCAGAACACACUAUUGGUCAAUUCAAAUAAAAAAAAUCUCUUUUUUACAUUG
This is a messenger RNA of Perca fluviatilis (European perch), 6335 nucleotides long. RefSeq names its product tight junction protein 2a (zona occludens 2) (gene tjp2a). Gene Ontology annotation, molecular function: cell adhesion molecule binding. NCBI's taxonomy places the organism in Eukaryota, Metazoa, Chordata, Actinopteri, Perciformes, Percidae. The transcript has 26 exons. Bases 399 to 4259 code for a protein of 1286 amino acids. The record is from RefSeq and is a predicted model, not a curated record. Gene Ontology annotation, biological process: establishment of endothelial intestinal barrier; cell-cell junction organization; positive regulation of blood-brain barrier permeability. Gene Ontology annotation, cellular component: plasma membrane; bicellular tight junction.